Messenger RNA from Humulus lupulus (European hop), 1830 nucleotides. RefSeq names its product probable protein phosphatase 2C 24. Gene Ontology annotation, biological process: protein dephosphorylation. The record is from RefSeq and is a predicted model, not a curated record. The transcript has 4 exons. Gene Ontology annotation, cellular component: nucleus; cytosol. Gene Ontology annotation, molecular function: cation binding; protein serine/threonine phosphatase activity. NCBI's taxonomy places the organism in Eukaryota, Viridiplantae, Streptophyta, Magnoliopsida, Rosales, Cannabaceae. Bases 288 to 1529 code for a protein of 413 amino acids.
UAGCUGCCCGUGGCCCCAAGCCAAAAAGAGGGACUCUCUCUACCUGUGUACAAAGGUAUCCAUGGAACAAGUCCUUAUUAAAAACUUUUCGAAUGAGCGCGCGAGCGUUUUCUCAGAUCUUUCGUCUCGAAAAUAAUGAUAAAAAAAUCAUAAAAUUUAGAAUGCAACUGAGUGUUUUGUGACAUGAGUUUGGAUCAUCGUGAGAGACGAAAGGUUUCGAGAUAAUUUUUCAUUUUUCUCGAGAAAAUUUGUAUUUGUGCUAAAUAUAUAUAGAAGAGAGGAGAGAAAUGGCGGAGAUUUGUUGUGGCUUAGUGAGUGACGGUGAGGUCUCGGCGCCGGGAGAGUCGAGCUCCCGAGCGGCGAGGAGACGGAGAAUGGAGAUAAGAAGGUUUAAGUUCGUUACUGGUGUGGGGUCACCGCAAUCCGAUACGACGUUGGAGAGGGAGCAAAAGCGUCCGAAAGCUGAGGCCCGAGACUGUGAGAACGCUGUUGAGAAUUGCGUUUUGGAACAAGAGAGGUAUGAUUCAGGAAAUUCGGAUAGUAGUCAGCAGAUCUCAGUCUCAUUGUCGAGUUCGUUUCCUUCUGCGGCGACGACUACAACUAUCUCCAGUGAGCUUCCUAAGUUUGGGUUCGCCUCUGUCUGCGGAAGGCGAAGAGAUAUGGAAGACGCUUUGGCAAUUCACCCUUUGUUUUUCCGCCGGAACCAAGAAAUGGCGUCGGAAUUGCAUUAUUUCGGAGUCUUCGACGGCCAUGGUUGCUCUCAUGUGGCAACAAAGUGCCGAGAACGACUGCAUGAGCUAGUGAAACAGGAGCUUGAAAGUAAAGAGCCCUCGACGGAGUGGAAGAGCACGAUGGAGCGAAGUUUUUUUCGUAUGGACGACGAGGUGAUUGCCUGGAACGGCAGUGGGUUGGGAUCGAAUUGCAGGUGUGAGUUGCAGACGCCUGAGUGCGACACAGUGGGGUCGACGGCGGUUGUCGCAGUCGUCACGACGGACAAGAUCAUCGUCGCUAACUGUGGCGAUUCCAGGGCCGUAGUCUGUCGCAAUGGCAAGGCUGUUCCUCUCUCAUCUGAUCACAAGCCGGAUCGCCCAGACGAGCUCAGUCGGAUCCAGGCGGCGGGUGGUCGGGUCAUCUACUGGGAUGGCCCACGGGUUCUAGGAGUCCUAGCCAUGUCAAGAGCUAUAGGUGACAACUACCUAAAACCCUACGUGAGCAGCGAGCCGGAGGUGACGAUCACAGAUCGGACGGCGGACGACGACUGUCUGAUCUUGGCGAGCGAUGGGCUAUGGGACGUGGUAUCGAACGAGAUGGCUUGCGGUGUUGUCCGUAUGUGCCUACGUGGCAAGGGCGGAGCUUCGGCGUCUUGCUCAUCUCCUUUAUCACCGGACAGUAAAGUUCUGGCCAGUGGCGCGGCGGUAUCUGAUAAAGCGUGCUCGGAUGCGUCGAUGUUGCUGACGAAGCUGGCCCUGGCUAGGCACAGUACUGACAACGUGAGCGUGAUUGUGGUUGAUCUCCGAAGGGACACGUAACCCACAUUGAUGUGAUUUGCUAUUUUACGGUUUUUUUCUUUUCUUUUUUUGUGAUUUUUGACGGGUUUGGGCUGGUUAGUAUCGAGAGCGGGCGGGUAUGGUUUUUUUCUUUUAAAAAAAAUUAAAAGAAAAAGAAGAGAUUUAUACUGACAGAGCCCAGCUUGAUUCGCUGGUUUUUAAUUUUCGAAUGAAAUUAUUUAGCCCUGUCAAGUAUUACUAAAAUACUAUAAAACAGAAGUACAUAUUUAAUCAAGUAAAUAUAAUAGCAGUAUUCCUUUAUAUGAGCUGCUCUUGUUAUCAA